AUGAAUUCAAUAAAUAACAACAAAAUGCUCGAUGGACUAGAUUAUGAAGUAACUGGUACUAAAGACAAUCUUGUAGAUUUUGAUAUGAAAAUCACUGAUAAAAUUGAGCUACCAUUAUUGGUAAUUGUAAAAUAUUUACGAAACCAAAAUGGUUUAAAGCACAAAGAUUUUGCACAAUAUACACGGUAUUGUUCUAGAAAGCUUCACCGAUUAAGAUCUGGAUUAAAAAUGAAGUGUGGAAGAAGUAAAUUCCAAAAAAGUUACAAUGAAUGUGGUGACUACACAAGCCACAAACACUUAUUGCUACUUAUUCUUUUAAUUGAAAGGAAUUGGAGUACAGGAGCUGACCUAGGAUCUAGAACUAACAGUGCAAUUACAGAGCUAAAAACACCAAAUAAUAGAGGAAAAUUUUAUGAAAUACGUAAACUAAGGAGAGGAUGUAAAUUGUCUAACCUAUUAAUAGAAGUUGUCAAGAAUAGAUGUACUACUAGGAGCAUAGUUGAAGUUCAAGCCUAUCAGAGUUAUAUUCUUGGAAACUAUUAUCUCAAAUGUUCAAAUUGGGAGAAAGGUGCAAUUGAACUAAGCAAAUCUUUGAAACUUUAUCAACAACUUAAGCUAGAUUCUUCUAUAUUUGAAAAAUCUAACAUUUUUCCAGAUUUUAAUGUUUCCAAACAUUCUAAGGUAGAAUGCGUUCAGUUAUAUGAUGAUCAAAUAGUGGAAAUGGCACCACUCAUUAGACUUUGCUUGUACCAUUGUAAGCGUCUUGAUAUUUUGGUCCCUUGUUGCGAUAAUACAAUUAAUGAGCUAAAAAUAGGUGAUUCACUUGCUAAUAAUUCAAAUAUGAAAUUUUCUUACAAUGAUAAAGAAUAUUGCGUUCCGAUUUCAAAUUUGGAAAUAUUAUUAGUCGAGCUACACGAAAACUAUAAGGCAGUCAAGGAGUCAAUUCCUACUGAAGACACCGAGAAGAUUCUCAAACUUUCAAGCAAUGUGGUGAUUGAAUGUUUUUCUGAAACUUUAAUGUGUUCAACUACUUUAAGCAAUAAAAUUCACGAGGAAAUGGCAAAAGCUAGUGCAAAUAAUGAAACUACACUCAUAAGCAAUUACCAAUCAAAUGAUUGGAUUGCGUUUGAAUCGUAUGCCAGAGAAUUUAAUUCAUUUGUUUCUAUUGAGAGAGAUUUAAUAUUUGUCUUUCAACUAAUGGAAUACUUCAAUAAUCCUGAAUUCUACACAAAAUUAGUUUUUCUCCACGAUGAAAAUUGGGGAAAUAUAUCUAAUGAGCUUCAGAAUUCACUCUCAAAAAAAAUAAACUCCUUAAGAUACCCUGAAGAGGGAGUUCGCAUUUGUGACAUACUUAACUUCAAUAUUUCUGAAAUCACCUCGAAUAGUAAAACUAAAAAUACUACGGCUUUAGCAGAGAUACUGAAAGUAAUAAUUAACAAUUGCCGUAGCUUAUUCUUGUCACAUUGUUUUGGUCAGAAAAGAAAAUUUCAAGAGGCAUUUGUACUCUGUGACUUGGUAAAGUCACGUCUUGAAACAAAGGAAGCAGAUUUUAGCAAAAUUUAUUUAGACAAAGAUGAAAUAUUUCAAAGGAUUAUUACUUUAAUUAAAUAUAUUAAUCGCAAUCUCGAUGAUAUGGCAAAUAAGUCGUAUAAUAUUUACCUUUCAAAUGUUGCAAUUCAAGUAACAGAACAAAACAAAGCAUUAGAUUAUAAAAAUAUGAAUGAAAUCCUCGAUGGUGAAACUUUUAAUCCAAAAUUCCUCCCAAUUCAAGUAAAACCAAUAAUGUUCGAUAUUGCCUCAGACUUUAUUUCAUCUCCAGAUUUAUCAAGUAAAAUAAAGAAAAAUGGGUUAGUAAACAAAAUUUUCUCAAAGGCCACAUCCAAGUUUGGACUAUUUAAAUAA
Molecule: messenger RNA, 1902 nt
Organism: Cryptosporidium ubiquitum
Lineage: Eukaryota; Apicomplexa; Conoidasida; Eucoccidiorida; Cryptosporidiidae
Exons: 1
Coding region: 1-1902 (633 amino acids)
Biological process (GO): SRP-dependent cotranslational protein targeting to membrane
Cellular component (GO): signal recognition particle, endoplasmic reticulum targeting
Molecular function (GO): 7S RNA binding; signal recognition particle binding; endoplasmic reticulum signal sequence receptor activity
Source: RefSeq, a predicted model, not a curated record